ACAAGAAAUCAACUACAACUUUUCGACUGUUUUUCAAACUUCUUCAAAAUGAGGAGAGAACUUUGUUCAUUAACCUUUUACAGGGCUGUAUUUGCCGAAUUCCUAGCCACCUUGAUCUUUGUGUUUUUUGGACUGGGCUCUGCUCUGAGAUGGCCAGCUGCUCUGCCAACAGUGCUACAGAUCUCUUUGGCCUUUGGUUUGGUGAUAGGUACAAUGGUUGUGACAGUGGGACAUAUCAGUGGAGCGCAUAUAAAUCCAGCAGUCUCGUUUGCCUUUGUUCUUGGAUCUCAAAUUUCAAUAUUGAGAGGUAUUUUCUAUAUCAUUGCCCAGCUUCUGGGAGGAUUGGCUGGGGCUGGUAUCCUAUAUGCGGUGGUUCCACCACCUAUCCGAGGAAACCUUGCAAUCAACACGCUCAGUAACAAUACGACUCCAGGGGUUGGCUUCGUCGUUGAGAUGAUCCUUACCUUUCAACUGGUUUUGUGCAUCUUUGCAUGUACUGACAGUCGCAGGACUGAUAAUAUAGGCUCUGCAGCCAUAUCUAUUGGCCUUUCUGUUACUUUGGGUCACCUUGUUGGGAUAUACUUCACUGGUUGCUCAAUGAAUCCUGCACGCUCAUUUUCUCCAGCAGUCAUAGUGAGAAGUUUUCGCAAUCACUGGGUCUUCUGGAUUGGGCCAUUAGCAGGCGGUGCCAUAGCCUCUUUAGUAUAUAAUUACAUUCUCUAUCCAAACGUAAGAUCUCCCAGGGAGAAGCUGGCCAUACUUAUGGGUACCGAUGAGCCAUCAAAUGCCUGGACUGAGGAUCUUGAACAGCACAAGAGACACUCUUUGGAGUGUCCUGACCGUGUAAAUAAGCCAUUCUCUAUGUAACAAGAAUGGGUGACAUAGUAAAUGGACAAUGUAUUUCAAUAGCAAAGCCGGGGUUAUCAUGCCAAAAAGCUGUUGAUAUUUGGAAAUCCAAAAUUUCUCUGUGGUUCUGCUAUGCCAAAGCACAGAUGGGUUUGGUAUUCUCUUAUAUUAGACAAUGACCUUGCUGAAAAGCAAAGCUUAAUUUAUUAAUGAAAUGUAGUUUAAACAUCAGUAAGUGUUAUCUAUGCUUUAACAAACAUGUUGAUUCAAAUUGGUACCAGUCCAACAACCAGCAUGGACUCCAUAGCGGCAUAAAUCACAGUAAUCAUAAUAACUGUAUAGUGCUACCAAAUACUAGUAGUGGCUAAGAAGACCAUUAAGUACAACCUUUUAAUGCUUGAAGUUUUAAGCACUAGACCCCAUGUACAAAGGUUAACUUUGGCCCACCACCUAAUAACCUUACAUAUGCAAUGACAUCACAACGUAUUGAUGUCGUCUUUUCCAUAGUAAAUAUCUCCAUCUAGCCUGAAUAAUUAUCAUGUGCCUAUGGACUGCCCCAAAAUAGUGUUAGUAUUCUCUUAUAUGGAACCAGGGCCUAUGAGACCCCAAGACGACAUGUCCUGGUUGUGAUUGCUACUUUGAAACAAUUAUCAAAGUUGUUAAAACUGCUGCUUAAUAAACUUAAAGAAAAUGCAACAUUAGUUUUUACCCUUAUAUUAUAGUUCUCUUUUCAGUCAUAACUAGGUUUUGUUUACGUGGGGCAACAAUCCUGCUCUUACCCUGUAUCUAAAUACCCUGACCAAGGCAGAGUGGUCUGUUGGAGACUCUUGGCACCCAGAACCCAACCAGAUAACCUCACUACACUCCUGCAAAAUAAUGCCCUGCAGUGUGCAUCCAACAAACAGUUUAUUAUUUUUUUAACUAAAUCUGAUUAAUAAUGCAAAAUGAGAUGGAAAUCAGCACAGUGUCUUACUAGCUCUGAUCUGAAUUCCUUUGAGACAGAUUGGUUGCCAGAGAUAUACUGGCUGACAGGAUUGUUAAGCUUCACAUUCUCGGCAGAUCUUAAAUCGAUCUGAGAGCAAGGGAGGGCCAAAGGAACCUGGUGGUAUUUAAACCAGUCAUUCAUCUUGCUGCCAUAUUAAUUCGAUUUUUCUAAAAUGUACUUUUAUAGUAGGUGGGGAUUGGGGAACCCUUUUAACAUAGUUUAGAACAGUAUAAUAUACUGUAUAAAUUAAAGUAAACCUCCAUUCUUAAACAUUUACUUUAACCUAGUAUGUUUACAAUUCUGUGCAGGUAACUUAUUACUAGUAAAUAAUACUAAGUAUAUUUAUAGUGGCUGGUGCUCAGUUUUUUAGGCUGCUCUCCAAAUCCAUUGUAUAGACAUGCAUGCUAAAUCCAAAUCACCAGCAAGUUCCUCCGGAGGGGGACUACUACAUACUAUGUUUACAUUUAAACAGGGGCGGACUGGCCAUAUACCUUACAGGGAAAUUUGCUGGUGGGCUGAUGCCUAGGGGGCCACCCAAGCCCUCCUCUCUGCCACUGACCGGGUACAUAAUGAGCCAGCGACCGUACAUAUCCUCCUGAAUUCAUCUGCUGGGGCCCACAUCUCACCUCUUAAACUUCCUACUCCAUAUCUUAAUGAGAGACAACUGGAGGAGGAAAGAAAAUGCCAUCUAUUGAUGGCCACCACAGAUGGACAGCUAUUGGUGCAAUAUAUCCCACUGUGCUGCACUGUGGUAUAUGGUUCUAAUGGUAUGGUAUUUUACACUAUGGUAUUGUUGACCCCCACGUACUUGUGUUGCCCCGCCUUGUGUCAGUUUGGGGUCACUUUAGUUUUUUAGUUUUUUUUUUACCAGGGCCACUUUACGUUCCCAGUCCGCCUCUGCAUUUAAAAAUAAAACAGUAAACAUUACAGCUCCUCUAGUGGUGGUUGCUGGUGCAGGGGAUUUGGAGCUUGGUAUCAGAAAAACUAGGCUUUAAUCGCUAUUAUAUAUAUAUAUAUAUAUAUAUAUAUAUAUAUAUAUAUUAGGAGACUAACAAUCACAGAAUUUUUAACUUAAAAGUGUCAUAGUGUUUAAAAGGUUAUUCACUUUAAAAAUAAUUUUCUUGGCCAGAGCUCCUGGGAGAAAGGAUAGAUUAGUGUUGAUACACAUGUUGGAGCAGAUUUAUUAAGACAUGUCAUACAGUCUUAAAUAAAAGUAUGAAAAAGUAAAAUGUGCCAGUGCACCAAAUUUAUUAAGAGGUGUACACUUCUAAAUACAUUUGGCAUGUAAUGGUCUGUCCUGAAAAAAAAUGUGCCAAAAUUUGAGCCAUUUGCCGGCUUCUCAAUCUUUUUUGUACAAUUUACAUUUUUUGUAGUCGUCUUGUACAAAUUGCAUCUUUUUAAAGUAAAAGAAAAAAAGAAAGAAAAAACUGCUGAAAAUUCGCCCAGUGGUUGAAAUUUGAAGUAUAUCUCAUUGAAAACCCACUGACUGAUGCCUAUGAGUUGAAGCAUGGUCUUAAAAACAAAAAGCAAAUUGCCACGUUUGCAAUAAAUAAGCUUUGUAGUUCGCAUACAGUGUUAAGUGUUAAUAAAAUGAUAACAAUGAUUGUGAUAAGAAGCUGUGGAUAUGAUUUAUUACUGAUGAGUUUUAACACAAUACCUCUGGUAGACCUUUUUUGAGAAUGAAAGACUCCGGGAUAAAAGAAGAUGUAUGGUCCAGUUUCAUGAUAGCACAAAGGCAUUUACAGAAAAUGUCUAAAAAUGCAAUUUUUUUUAAAAUUAACAAUCAGUGUACAAUUUAAUUAUCAUUAUUUAGAAACUCUGCUCCCCACAGAGUUACAUGAUGUACUUAUAAUGUAUCCCACACUAUAUUUGCAAUUUUAUAACUGCAUUUAUGUUGAUUGUGAGAAUAAAUUUAUUGUAUUAAACUUUU
This is a messenger RNA of Bufo gargarizans (Asiatic toad), 3761 nucleotides long. Its product is annotated as aquaporin-5-like. Gene Ontology annotation, biological process: transmembrane transport. The transcript has 4 exons. The record is from RefSeq and is a predicted model, not a curated record. The coding region runs from base 49 to 867 and encodes 272 amino acids. NCBI's taxonomy places the organism in Eukaryota, Metazoa, Chordata, Amphibia, Anura, Bufonidae. Gene Ontology annotation, cellular component: apical plasma membrane; plasma membrane. Gene Ontology annotation, molecular function: water channel activity.